Messenger RNA from Solanum dulcamara, 1234 nucleotides. Its product is annotated as histone deacetylase HDT1-like. The transcript has 10 exons. The record is from RefSeq and is a predicted model, not a curated record. The coding region runs from base 107 to 970 and encodes 287 amino acids. Lineage: Eukaryota; Viridiplantae; Streptophyta; Magnoliopsida; Solanales; Solanaceae.
UCUCUCUCUCUCCAUUCUCCCGCUUAUAAACCUUCGCUUGCCGACUUCCAUUGCUCACUCUCUCCUAAACCCUAGAUUUUCUCCCUAUCUUCUUCUUAAAUCAUCAAUGGAAUUUUGGGGUGCGGAGGUGAAAAGUGGACAACCUUUAUCUGUACAGCCUGGAGAUGACAUGAUUUUGCAUCUUUCACAGGCAUCUCUUGGUGAGGCGAAAAAGGAUAAAGGAUCAGAACCUGUAUGCUUGUCUGUAACUAUUGAUGGCAAGAAGCUUGUUCUGGGAACACUCAGCUCAGAUAAGCUGCGUCAACAACAAUUUGACCUGAUUUUUGAUAGAGACUUUGAACUAUCACACAACUGGAAAAAUGGUAGUGUCUACUUUUUUGGAUACAAGGCCUCCAACCCAUUUGAGGAUGAGGAUGAUGAUGAAGAAGAAGAAGAUGAGUCUGAUGAGGAAAUGCCCCUCACAAUUGCAAACAAUGGAAAGACUGAAGCCAAGACUAGUGCAAAGGAUUCUGCUUCAGCUAAGCAGAAGGUGACUGUUGCAGAACCUAGUAAAGUUGCAAAGGCGGAUGAUGGAGAUGAGAGCAGUGAUGAUGAGUCUGCGGAUGAAGAUGAUUCUGAGUUGGGGGAGGAUGAAGAUGGUGAUAGUGAUGAAGAUCAGUCUGAUGAGAGUGAGGAGACACCAAAGAAGGCUGAACCUAGCAAAAAGAGACCUGCAGAUUCUGCUGCAAAAACACCUGUUCCCGAUAAAAAGACAAAAUUUACAACUCCUCAAAAGACUGAUGGUAAGAAAGGUGCUGUCCAUGUGGCAACCCCUCACCCCUCAAAACAGGCUGGUAAAACUCCUGGAAACAAGCCAAACCAGACUCCAAAAUCUGGCGGAUCAGUUGCCUGCAAGACAUGCAACAGGACUUUUGGUUCUGAAAAUGCGCUGGAGUCUCACUCGAAAGCUAAGCACAGCGCUGGAAAGUAAAUAGGAGUAGAAACAUCUGCCUGGAGAUACGAUUUUGAAAUGUUAAGCGUUGAAGGGAAUGAUAAUCAGAAGAGUGUUAGCCUUUAGAAUAUCUUUUGUUGGUUGACCCUAAUGUAAAGCCAGAGUUAGGUCCAGUUUUGCUACUUAUUGGUAUUUUGUAUCGAGAAGGAACUAUCUCUGGGUACUAGUGAAAGAUUUAUUACAAUUUCGGCUGUCGUGUUGGUUGAGAUUCUAUUCAAAUUAAUGGUUAUUACCUUUUUGGUA